Molecule: messenger RNA, 399 nt
Organism: Leishmania braziliensis MHOM/BR/75/M2904
Lineage: Eukaryota; Euglenozoa; Kinetoplastea; Trypanosomatida; Trypanosomatidae
Exons: 1
Coding region: 1-399 (132 amino acids)
Source: RefSeq, a predicted model, not a curated record
AUGGCGGCGAUGGACUACCUUUUUUACGCAGGACUGCUCCUCCUCACCCAUGCAGUGUACAUGGCCUACUCUAUCCGCGAGCAGCUACAGGUGGCCCAGCACAGUCGCAGCUACAUCCCUGCAACGAACCUCGAGGGCCACAGUGUGUUCCCCACAACAAUGAUGGUGCCCAUCACGAUAGAAGUGCUUGCGGGCAUGCUGCUGGGCAUUGCUGGCUUCGCGCACCGCCACAAGAUGCAGGACGCGCGACUGUGCGAUGUCACCAAGUACCUUCGCUACGACAAUCAGAUGAACUCGGGCGUAGGCUUCAUUCACUUCAACCACCGCGGCACUGUUGCUUGCAGGAAGGAUGAGCUACAGGACGACUCCAAGUCGCUCUUGCAGAAGAAGAAGGAUUGA